AAUUUCCUAGUGUAACUCACUUUCUUUUACAGCUAACACGUCCCCAUAUCUUUCCUUUUAGCCUUUGAGACCUCCCUCAAAACCUCACAACCAGUUCUCAUCUUUCUUCCUCUCCUUCCCUUCUCUCCCAUCUGAAUAUUUUUACAUAACUUUCAUGGUGGUUUGAUUUUCUUGUUCCAAAUUUGAUUUCUGUAAUUGGGUUUUUUUUGUUUCAAAGAUUUAAACACAGAAAAAAAUUACACACAAACAUGUUGGAUCUUAACGUUAAUUUCAUCACCAUAACUGAGACAAAAUCAAUGGAGGUUGAAGAUUCCGGGACCUCCAACUCCUCCGUCGUCAAUGCCGAAGAAGCUCUGACUCCGAGCAAUGCUGGAGACGAAGACUCCACCAACAACACCACUUCCUCUUUCAUGUUUGAUAUCCUGAAGAGAGAGAAAGGUGGUCUCUGCAAUUAUGGGGCGGGAGACCAAACGCAAUCUAUGCAGUUCGUGACGAGGUCGCUUUUUCCGGUGACCGGAGACGGCGGAGGAGGCAAGGAGGGUGAUGGGUACGGGUUGGGAUUGUCGUCAUCGUCCUCGUCAGCGGCAAGGCCUCAGGGGCUGAAUUUGUCGUUUGCCGAGUCGGGAGAGCAGACUCAGGCCGAGCUGAGAGUUGUACAGCAGAAAAAACAGCCGCCCAGGAAGAGCCGCCGCGGGCCAAGAUCCCGGAGCUCUGAGUACCGCGGCGUCACGUUUUACCGCAGGACAGGGCGGUGGGAGUCGCAUAUAUGGGAUUGUGGGAAGCAGGUUUAUUUAGGUGGAUUUGACACUGCUCAUUCUGCAGCUAGAGCAUAUGAUCGAGCUGCAAUCAAGUUUCGCGGAGUUGAUGCCGAUAUCAAUUUUAACCUAGGAGAUUAUGAGGAAGAUAUGAAACUGUUGGGGGAUCUGAAUAAAGAAGAAUUUGUGCACGCGCUUCGUCGCCAAAGCACAGGAGCCUCACGUGGGAACUCAAAAUACAGAGGCGUAGCAGCAGCUGCUCUGCCUAAAUGUGGUGCCAGAUGGGAAGAUCUAAUGGGACAAGUUCCUGGGAAUAAUGUCUUUGAAAAGAAGGCCGUCAAAUGCAGGACCGGAAGAGAAGCAGUUACAAACUGUGACCCCAAUGUCUACGAAGGGGAGAUAGUUUUACAUGCUAGCAUUGAAGGCAGUAGUCACAACCUUGAUCUGAACCUAGGGAUUUCUCAACCUUGUUCUACUGGUAAAAAAGGGAAGGGAAAAUUUGGGGAUUUUCAAUUUCCUAACGAGAAGCCAAUGGUUAAUGGGUUUUGUUCUGCGGCUGUGGGAGUGGGACAACCCCCUCAUGUUUUAACAAUGGUAGCCAAGCAUCCUGCCCUAUAUCCAGGUUUCGUACAAAAACAUGAGGAAAUGGCUUCAGGUCAUAACAGAUUGCAACCAAUUUCUUCGCCGAGAUACACAAACUGGGCAUGGCAAGUUCAUGGAAACAGCAACAAUGUCAGCCCAAUGCAAGUGUAUUCCAUUGCAGCAUCAUCAGGAUUCCCAUCUUCCACAGCUACUACACCUCCAUCAGCUACUUACCUUCCUCCGAACCUCCAAGACGGUAGUGCUUCCGCCUACAACGUCCGCCGCCUUCCCUUCCCAGCCGCAUCCAGCAUGUACUAGUGCUUUUGAAAGGCUGGCUAGGUCAUGAGCAAAUGUACUAGUUUGUAAUGUGCAGAGAUGUUAAUUUUUCGUUUCGAAUGUGUUUCACAUUAUCAAACACAGUGGUGUGUAUAUGACCAAACAUUGUCCUUG
Molecule: messenger RNA, 1787 nt
Organism: Malus domestica (apple)
Lineage: Eukaryota; Viridiplantae; Streptophyta; Magnoliopsida; Rosales; Rosaceae
Product: ethylene-responsive transcription factor RAP2-7
Biological process (GO): regulation of DNA-templated transcription
Molecular function (GO): DNA binding; DNA-binding transcription factor activity
Source: RefSeq, a predicted model, not a curated record